Messenger RNA from Nothobranchius furzeri (turquoise killifish), 1805 nucleotides. It is a transcript of the gene hpgd, whose product is annotated as 15-hydroxyprostaglandin dehydrogenase. The record is from RefSeq and is a predicted model, not a curated record. NCBI's taxonomy places the organism in Eukaryota, Metazoa, Chordata, Actinopteri, Cyprinodontiformes, Nothobranchiidae. Gene Ontology annotation, molecular function: oxidoreductase activity, acting on the CH-OH group of donors, NAD or NADP as acceptor. Gene Ontology annotation, cellular component: cytoplasm.
UCCUCUCUGGGUUAUUUUUCAGGAAUCUGUCAGCAGGUAUUUCACAGGUUUGCAGAAGGAGCAUGCAGAGACCUGAACCCAAGGUCCCCCCCGCGCCGGGCUGACUGUUGUGUAACAGGGUUUAACUCUGAACACACACACACACACACACACACACACACACACACACACACACACACACACACACGUGUUGAAGGAGGAGUGUGACGUCAAAGCAACUCAGGUGUGUUUCAGACGCAGGUAGUAGCUCAAUAAGCCCUGUAAUUAUUUUUCUGCUCAGUUUAUCUAAUCUCCUCCCCACCGACGGGACACACACACACACACACACACACACACACACACACACACACACACACACACACACACACACACACACACUGACAGAGAGAGAGAGGGUUUAAGUUCAGAGGAAGGGGGAGGACAGCCUUUCACCGCGCCUCCAAGGCGCACACCGAACCAUGGCUCUGGCCGGGAAGGUGGCUCUGGUGACCGGAGGAGCGCAGGGCAUCGGGAGGGCAGCGGUCCAGUCUCUGCUGCAAAGCUCAGCUAAGGUGGCCGUUCUGGACCUGAACAAGACCUGCGGGGAGCAGUGCAAGGCCCAGCUGGACGCAGAGUUUGGAGAAGGACAGUGCACCUUCAUCCAGUGUGACGUGUCCAACGGAGACGCUCUGAGAGACGCCUUCCAGACCACCAUGGACAAGUUUGGACGUCUGGACAUUGUCAUCAACAACGCCGGCAUCAACAAUGAGAAGAACUGGGAGAAAACGAUCCAGGUCAACCUGACCUCUGUGAUCAAAGGAACGUACCUAGCUCUGGAGCACAUGAGCAAAGAAUACGGAAAAGAGGGAGGGACAAUAAUCAACGUGUCCUCCAUGGCAGCCUUCCUCCACUCCCCCCACCAGCCCGUCUACACCGCCACCAAACACGGAGUCAUCGGCUUCACCCGGGCCAUGGCGGACGCGUCCAUCACGGGGGACUACGGGGUCCGUAUCAACGUCCUUUGUCCAGCCUUCGUGGACACGCCGCUGCUACAGACCGUAGAACAGGAAGACAAUAUGGGGAAGUUCUUCAAGUUCAAGGACGACUUCAAACGCAGCAUGGACAAGUUCGGAAUCCUACAGCCAGAGCUGAUAGCUGAAGGCAUGAUGAGGCUGAUCACUGACUGCAGUCUGAACGGAGCCGUGAUGAAGAUCACAUGUUCUAAGGGGAUCCAUUUCCACACGUAUGAACCCAUGUCAGCCUGAGGUGUGACCCACCGGAGUCCGGACUUCUGCUGCUGCUGGACGGAACCAGAACUUUAACCUAUCUGACUGCAUCAGGACUGGUACCGGCUCAGGAGUGUCCCCCAUGUGGGUUUAAGGUUUAACUGAAGGUUCUGAUGGAUCCAGAAGAUUCUGGUUUUCAUUAAAUAUUAUUUGUGAACUUUUAUAAGAAGGAUUGUGAAUGUCGCCUGUUGGUAGAAACUUUAUUUUUUACAUGAUUUUUUUAUCCCAACAAACAUUUUGUGUUUUUGUUCGUAGAAGGUUCUGAUGGAAGCUGUCCGGUUCUGGUUUCCAUCUGACCCGCACCAGAAUACAGCUUCCUGCUAGGAUAUUUAAUUGAUUGAUGGUUGAUUGGUUUGAAUUCUGGUUCUGAUCAGCUGGUCUUCAGGCUGCAGUCAGAGUAAACAGCUAGUGAGUCAACGCCUGAACCCUAACCCAAACGUUGUCAGGAUCUGCUGCAGAUUCAGAGCUCGUUGUUACCAUGGCAACGCAGCAAACAACUGUAUCCAAACUGAACUUGAAUAAAUAAGAGAUAAAACAUGA